Molecule: messenger RNA, 1119 nt
Organism: Cordyceps militaris CM01
Lineage: Eukaryota; Fungi; Ascomycota; Sordariomycetes; Hypocreales; Cordycipitaceae
Product: alcohol dehydrogenase, zinc-containing, putative
Exons: 5
Coding region: 1-1119 (372 amino acids)
Molecular function (GO): oxidoreductase activity; zinc ion binding
Source: RefSeq, a predicted model, not a curated record
AUGAAAGCCGUCAUCUUCGAUGGCCCUCGAAAGGUCUCCAUCCAGGACCGUCCCGUGCCCCGAGGUAAACCAACCUUGCCAUACGUGCAACGGCAUCUGUCGUCCCCCUGGCUAAUGAAACACAAGUCAAUGAUGACCGCGAUAUCAUCAUCAAAGUACAAGCUACCGCUCUUUGUGGCUCGUAAGUUCGGCAUCGCCUCAUCCUACCCAGCUGGAUGCACCUUCUUCAUACAUGAGCUAAGACGGCAUUGCAGCGAGCUCCAUGUCUACCGUGGACACCAACCAUCGGACACCGGCUUCAUCAUGGGCCAUGAGUUUACCGGUAUUGUGGUGGAAGCCGGCGCACGUGUCAAGACUCUCAAGGUUGGUGAUAAGGUCGUAUCUCCGUUUACAACCUGCUGGUUCGUCCGACCCGACAAGCUAUUUGGCUCUGCCGUUCUCGAUGGUGGCCAAGCUGAGUAUACGCGCAUCCCCAUGGCAGAUAGCACUGCCAUCCAGGCACCCAAAUCCAUUUCCGACAAGGCCCUCGUCUUGAUGGCUGAUAUUUUCCCAACCGGUUAUUUCGGAGUAAAGAGCGCCGUAGAACUGCGGCCAAAGGUAGACAUAUCGCAGUCAACCUUUGUCGUCAUUGGCUGUGGUCCGGUCGGAAUCUGUGCCAUCAUCAGCGCUCUUCAUCUCAACCCAAAGCAGGUAUUUGCAGUUGACAAUGUCGACGGCCGUCUGCAGACGGCCAAGAAACUUGGAGCUGUGCCGCUCAACUUUGACGAUGGCGUUGACAAGAUGAAAGAGCAAGUUCGAAACGCCACUGGAGGGCGUGGCGCAGAUUUUGUCAUCGAGGUGGUUGGCCUAUCGCCCGCCCUGAAGACGGCAUUUGACUUGGUGCGCCCGUUUGGUGCCAUGAGCAGCAUUGGUGUCCACAAUGCCGAGAUUCCUUGGAGUGGUGCCGACGGCUAUGCAUGCCCAGUCCGUUCCAUCUUCCCGGAGGCUCUCGCUCUCCUCGAGAAAAAGCAAAAGGACGUAGAGUUCAUGUUUGACAACAUCAUGCCGCUGUCCGAGGCAGUCGGUGGGUAUGACAUGUUUGACCAAAUGAAGGUCCACAAGAUCGUUUUCGUUCCAUAG